This is a messenger RNA of Dibothriocephalus latus, 438 nucleotides long. The record is from the annotation of a GenBank genome assembly. Lineage: Eukaryota; Metazoa; Platyhelminthes; Cestoda; Diphyllobothriidea; Diphyllobothriidae.
AUGCUUUCGACAAAAUCACUCAUCAGCCUGUUGUUCCUGGCGUCUGCCGUCCUCUUGUCCAGGGCCUAUCCCAAGGCGCAGGAGGAGAACGAGGAGGAGCUCAAGGAAACAAAGAGGACGCUCGUAGAAGAAGAGGAUGAUGCUGAUCUCCUGGAAAGUGUGCUGGCUGAGACGGGCCUAUUAGAGGAGAUGGAGACGCCUGCAGAAGUCAGUCAGGAGAACAUAACGGUUCUGAGGCCUGCUACAUCCAGGCGGUGGAAAAAAUUCGUCAGGCGAGUUGAGCAGGGCUUCAGACGAGCUUUUGGACCUAAGAAAAAAAGAAGCAAAAAGAGUGAUGCCCCAGCGCCCAAUCCUGUCGCUGCUUCUCAAAGUCAGAAUUCUGGCCUGAGAAUCAUAGACUAUAUCGUGCUCACUGGCAUAUGCAUGUUUAUUCGUUGA